CAGUGCCGCUACAGCCAUCACAGCAACACAUAGCUGCCGCUCCUGCUGCUACUGCUACAUCCACACCACCUUAACCACAUCACCUACAAGCACCACAAUCACCACUUACUCUCCAUACACUUCCUCUCUGCAUCGUGCUUGUGUAGGGAGAGAGAACCUAUAGGUACAACCAGCUUGAGGUUACCUCAACUUCGAGGCUUUAAAAAUACUUCUUGUGACUGCAGCAACGGAGCAAACCUCGCCUCCCAUCAUUACACCGCACAACGCCGUAUGCCAACAACACAAUCAUAACAACAGCAAAGAACAUAACCAUCUCAUUCUGUUCUGUCUCAGUAUUUAAAAUAUACUGCUGCUCUGUUAUUCCUGAAUCAAUAAGACGUUUCAACUGCUCAGUAUUGACAAGGCGUUGAUGAAACUCCAUCUUGUGUUUGUGUGAAACGUGCGAAGUGUAACCGGCGUGUGGUAGCUUAACUCUCAGCCUCGCCGGACGCGUGUGCGCGACCAUGGACCAUCGAAGGAAGGGAGAGCCUGAACAGCCAAACCAUGUCAUCCUGAUGACCAUCAUCAACCCUGCCUACCCCAUCACUGUGGACGUAAUCCACACCAUCACGCAGCCACACGGCAAUGUUCUGCGCAUCGUCAUCUUCAAGAAGAAUGGCGUACAGUGCAUGGUUGAAUUUGAGAACGUGGAGUCGGCGACACGUGCUCGGGAGGCGCUCCAUGGUGCCGAUAUCUACGCCGGUUGCUGCACGCUCCGUGUCGAGUAUGCCAAGCCUGCCAAGCUGAACGUCUACCGCAACGACUCCGAGAGCUGGGACUACACCAACGCGGGUGAGCAGACGAUGGAACACAAGGGACAGCCCAGCGGAGGGUCUGCCCGCCCUCCCCUGCUGCAGGAGCCCCGCUUUGGAGGCGGACUGAACGGCCAGAUGGGCGGACCCCCGCGUAGCAGCGGACUCUUCAACAGCCCCGGCGGCAUGCCUGACCGCUACGGCGGUGGUGGAGGUGGCGGUGGCGGCGGUGGCAUGGAUCUCGACUCUUGGGACGAUCGUCGUGGUGGCGGUCGCGACAGGCGCUUCAACAGCCGUUACAACAGCAAUGGAAUGAACAACGGUGGACAGAGGGGAGGCGGUGUGGGAUCAGCAGGCCUAGCGGGAGCUGCCCCGUUCAUGGGGGGCAGUGGGGGGCCACCAAACACCAUGUCCCCCAUGGGGGGACCAUCACCAGGACUCCCUCAGCAGGGGGCCGUGCUCAUGGUCUACAGCCUCAACAAGGACCGCAUGAACGCAGACAAACUCUUCAACCUGCUCUGCCUCUACGGCAACGUCGUCAGGAUUAAAUUCCUAAAGACGAAGGAGGGCUGCGCCAUGGUCCAAAUGGGAGACGCUCUCGCUGUGGAACGCGCCAUCGGCAACCUCAACAACACCAGCUUCUUCGGCAGCAAAAUGCAGCUUGGGUACUCGAAGCAAGCGUUCCUGGCCGACAUGCAGACGCCUUUCGAUCUUCCCGACGGCACCCCGAGCUUCAAGGACUACAUGGGCAACAAGAACAACCGCUUCAUCAACCCCGAGCAGGCCUCCAAAAAUCGCAUCCAACCGCCUUCCAAGAUCCUGCACUUCUUCAACACGCCCCCGAACAUCACUGAGAGCGCCAUGAAGGAGGUGUUCACAGAGGAAGAUGUCGCCGCCCCCAAGGCCAUGAAGCUGUUCCAGUCGAAGAGUGAGUCGGAGCGCAGUUCCAGUGGGCUGCUAGAGUUCGAGGAUCUGCAGGAGGCGCUGGAGGCUCUCGUGUCCUGCAACCACGCUCGUAUCCCCAACCCAACUGGCACGCGCUUCCCCUUCAUCAUGAAACUGUGCUUCUCUUCAUCAAGAUCCCUGCAGUACAAGUCCGACCGCAGCGACAAGAAGGAGGAUGAGGAGGACAAGUGGAUGGAGUGAAGCACGACAACCCCGAGUGGUUAAAGGGAGGGAAGGGAGGGCGACGAGAAGGAAGGAGUGUCUACUGGAUUGAUUAGAGGCGUAAACCGUGUACGAGGGCAGCCAGUCGUUGGCUAGUGCAAGAGUAGA
This is a messenger RNA of Hyalella azteca, 2066 nucleotides long. Its product is annotated as heterogeneous nuclear ribonucleoprotein L. Gene Ontology annotation, molecular function: mRNA binding. The record is from RefSeq and is a predicted model, not a curated record. NCBI's taxonomy places the organism in Eukaryota, Metazoa, Arthropoda, Malacostraca, Amphipoda, Hyalellidae. Gene Ontology annotation, cellular component: nucleus. Gene Ontology annotation, biological process: regulation of RNA splicing. The transcript is spliced from 13 exons. Bases 504 to 1937 code for a protein of 477 amino acids.